Molecule: messenger RNA, 3162 nt
Organism: Cantharellus anzutake
Lineage: Eukaryota; Fungi; Basidiomycota; Agaricomycetes; Cantharellales; Hydnaceae
Product: armadillo-type protein
Exons: 19
Coding region: 1-3162 (1053 amino acids)
Biological process (GO): protein import into nucleus
Cellular component (GO): cytosol; nuclear envelope
Molecular function (GO): small GTPase binding
Source: RefSeq, a predicted model, not a curated record
AUGAAUGCUCAAGAUAUUGUGAAUCUUUUUGCGACAUCAUUAAGCCCCGAUCCAAAUGUUCGAAAAGCUGGAGAGAUCGAAAUUAGACGCAUUGGCGGUCAGGAAGGUGCCCUGACUGCCCUCAUGCAAGUCAUAGGAAAUCAGCAUGUUGAUAUCGCUGUCCGACAGGCGACUUCAGUUUUCUUGAAAAACCGAAUCAUUCGCGCCUGGUAUAUUGAUCCUGAUAUCCCUAAACCCGAUACAGCUCCCAUCGCCGAUUCUGAUCGGGUUUUUGUCAAGCAAAACAUCUUGUCGCUUCUUGUUGCUGCGCAAUCACGACCUUCGCAAGUCCAGCUCGCCGCUGCCUUCAAGGCGAUUUUGACUCACGACUUUCCCGACAAAUGGCCUGGAAUCGUUGAUGAUGUACUUGCUCUCUUACAGAGUGGGAAUAGUGCCUCUGUGUAUGGCGCUUGCAUCGCCUUGUUGGAAGUAAUUAGGUCAACCCGAUUCCGCACCGAUCGUAAGAUUAUGCAUGGAAUUGUCGAGAAAACCUUUCCAACCCUGGUACAAGUGGGUACCGAGAUUGGGAACCAUUUCACACCCGAAAAUGCUGAGGGGAUGCACAUCAUCCUCAAAUCUUACAAAGCUUCCACUCAAACAUCCCUUUCUCCUCACCAACAAUCCCCAGAAUCGAUCAUGCCAUGGGGUAAGCUAUUCUUUCAGAUUAUCAACGCCAGGCUUGUCGCUCCCCUACCCGGAACUCCGUACGAAUGGGAAACCUCGGGAUGGUGGAAGGCCAAGAAGUGGGCGUUCAACACCCUGGACCGUUUGUUCGACCGCUAUGGAAGCCCGUCUCAGUUGCCCGAAGCGUUCAAGAAGGACGUUAAGGCUUUCGCCGAACAAUUUGUUACUUCAUUUGCACCUGAAAUUUUCAAAGUAUAUCUACAACAAGUCGAAUCAUACGCUAAGGGAGAGCAGUGGCUCAGUGCUAAGUGCAAGAUAGCCAUUCUGCGUUUCUUCACUGCCUGUGUAAAGCCCAGAGCCACGUGGGACUUCCUCAAACCUCAUGUCCAGACUCUUGUUGCCUCAUUCGUCUUCCCUGAGCUUAAAUUUACUCAAGAACGCCAUGAAUUAUGGCAAUCGGAUCCUUUGGAAUAUGUUCGCCGCAGCGUUGAGCUUGAUGACGCCGCUGAGCCAUCUGCCGCCGGAACAACCUUCUUAAUCCAGCUCGCUCGAAGUAGGGGCAAGUCCACCUUCAUGACACUUCUCAGCCUCAUCAAUAACGUUCUCAGCGGUAAUGCACCGGAGGACCAGAGAUAUGGUGCUCUUAUCAUGACUUCUUCGCUUAGUGGCGUUAUCAUGCGCCAUCCAACUGUCAAGAACGAAAUGGAGCAAUUCUGCGUGAAAUUCGUCCUCCCCGGUCUUUCUUCCGACCAUGGAUUCAUUCGUGAGUCUGCUGCCGAGGUUCUUGGGGGUCUCGAAAGAUUUGGCUUGGUGUGGUCAAAUCCUGCUAAUUUGGAGGCCCACUACCUCGCCAUUGGGAAGGUUAUCGAGGAUCCGGACCUUCCAGUCCGCAUCCCUGCUGUCAUAUGCCUUACUCAUAUGUUGCGGCAUGAUUUAGUGAAGACCGCCCUGAUACCUAAUAUUGAUAAGGUUAUGCAAAUUUUAUUCUCACUUUCCGAUGAAACAGACCUAGAUGUCACUACCGAGGCUUUGGAGACCUUCAUCGAUAACUUCCAGCCCCAACUGGCCCCUGCGGCAGUCCAAAUUAUUACUCGCCUGGCUCAAUCUUACGUGCGUGUGAUGGGAGAAUACGUAGCAAUUCAGGAGAGUUCCUUGCGAGAUGAUCUCGCCUCCAGCAUAGCCGUCGAGGACGACAAGACGAUGGCAUUGACUGGCAUUGCACGGGCAAUUGAGACUGUUUUGGAUUCUCUUGAUGCUCUCGAAGAUUCGAAGGAGAUUGUGGCUAACUGCCAAGAAGUCGUUAUUCCUAUCAUUAAUCUCACUUUGGAAAAGCAGGUCGUCGAGGCGUUUGACUCCGUGUUUUCCCUUGUGGACACCUUCACUUUCACACUGCGUCAGAUUACUCCAAACAUGUGGAGUGUCUUUGAGCAUAUAUACAAGGUGUUCAAGGAAGUUGCUAUUGACUACCUUGAUGAAAUGAUUCCUGGGUUGGAUAAUUUUAUCGAUUUCGGCAAAGACGUUUUCGCUCAAUCACCUGAGUACCGGCGCAUGGUGAUUGAUGUCUUCGUAAGCGCAUUAACUCAUCCCUCACUUGGGGACGCCGAUCAUGUUCAUGGAUGUGCUCUGGGGGAAUGUAUCCUCCUCAAUAUGAGAGGUCACAUUGACCAGGAAUUGGAGGGCAUAAUCAAAUCUGCAAUCGAUAUAUUCAGCAAGAAUAUCGACCUUCCUGCUCUUCGGGUCGGCGCUCUGAACCUACUCGUGAAUACCAUUCUCUACAAUCCCCCUCUCGCCCUACGUAUAAUGGACGCGAAUCACCCCGGUUUUGCUGCUACAUUCUUCACCAAGUGGUUCGAGGCGAUCAAAAAGGGGAACCUGGGCCUACCUCGUGUUCAUGACAAACGCCUCAGCGUCAUAGCACUCUCAGAGUUGCUCCGGAUGAAUGCUGCAGAUGUACCAGCCUCAUUGCGAAGUGGAUGGCCGGGCAUCGUUGGCGCUGCACUCGCAAUUUUCAAGGACUUGCCGGCCGCUAUUGAGAGUAAGGCGCAUCGCUUCAGUCAAGUUGAGCCUGCUGACGCGGAAGAUGAAGGUUCGGUUCCAUGCAUCAGAUCUGCUCUGUCCAUUCUCACCACUCAUAUGGCAGAUGAUAAAGACGUUUGGGACGAUGAGGACCAGUACUUACAAAUGAUUGCGGAUGAGAAAGAACGCCUGGAUGGCAUAAGAGCCGCCAAUGCUGAAUCAUCCGUUGCUGAUGAUGUGGACGAUGUAGAUGGCUAUUCUAUUGCAGAUGAAGUUGAAGAAGAACUACACGUUGAGCGCUCCAUCGACGGAGUAAAUGCUUACAUCUCCUUUAAGAGUGCCCUAACCAGUUUCGAAACUGCUAACCCCGAAGCAUACGCAGCUGCCACAGCAUCCUUAACCGGGGAGGAGCAGACUAUACUCAUAGACGUGAUGACCAAGGCUCAAGAGGCUGAGGUAGCUAAGUCGACAAUCAAGAGCUAG